AUGGCGAGGACAUCAGGAAAAGAACGACUAGAAAGAUCUAUAGAACGUCGUAAAAGACUCAACAGAGAAAGAGCAAGACGAUUUUAUGAAAAUAGAAAGAAAAAGAGAUCUCCUUCUUUUAAUCGCCAAACAAAGAAAAGAUUGCUAGAAAAAGUAAGGAAAAUUCUUCCAUCUACUCCAGAGAAGAAAGCUUCAAUCGUCAAGAGUUUACUCGAAAGCCCAAAUUCAAGGCAAAUAUUAAUCGAAAGUGGUCAUGUAAAUACAGAAAAAGACACGCACGAACAACAAAGAAUAUCAACUGUAACUUCAGCCAUCAACAAUGUAAGAGAAGCAAUUACCACCAUCAAACACAAAAGGAACUCUGAUGCUAGAGUAGCAGAGACUACCACAAACUGGACGUACCUUACCAGAAAAACUAGAAAUGAUGCCGUCCCUGAAGAACGAAAACUCGCAUUUAACUUUUGGAGCGAUAAAGGUAUCUCUCGACCAACUGGGAAUAAAAGAGAUAUAUCAAGACUGCGAGUUGGCCCACGUCAGUAUAUAGAACACGAAAAACAAAUUCUAGAAAAAACACAAACGGAGGUUUUCUUAGCAUUCAAGCAAAUGUAUCCCAACAUUGAAAUAGGCCAAAGAAAGCUUCAAUUGAUUAGUAAGGAAACUUCACCUGGCGAAAUGUUUGAGUACUUUAUUCACCUACUGGAAAGCUAUCCAGCCCACCAGUUCAGAGCAAAUUGGCAGAACGCUGAGUUAAAGAAAUUGAUAGACAAUUUACCCUUAGGUCACGUUUGUUGUAUUCAUGACUACUCAGAAAAUUACAGCUGUCAGCAUCAGGACCAAAUUCAGUCACUGUAUUACGGACAAGUCCAGGUGUCCAUCCACGUAACAGUAAUGCACCGUCACGCUAUUAAGGAAAUUGAUGGAGAAGAAAGUACUCCUGAUGAUCCUGCAGUCAUAACUGAACAUUUAUAUGUAAUCUCACCAGAUACAAAACAUGACUCACACUCAGUUCACAAUUGCAGAUCACAUCUCGCAGUAUUUGAAGGACAUAGGAUGUGCUGUUGA
Molecule: messenger RNA, 1062 nt
Organism: Actinia tenebrosa (Australian red waratah sea anemone)
Lineage: Eukaryota; Metazoa; Cnidaria; Anthozoa; Actiniaria; Actiniidae
Source: RefSeq, a predicted model, not a curated record